UGGACGGUAGAUUGUCCACCUUAAAUAAAAUGGGGAGCAAGAAGGUGCCUGGAGGAAGACUGUGACCCCCCCAAAAGCAAACACGUGUCUUGCAGAGAACAGGAGGGAGAACAAACACCAGCUAUGCCACCCAGGGGAUUAUGGAGGCCGUAGUCCUCAACAAAACGUGGUGGGCAGAUCAACCUUUGACAAGGAGGCCAUGACUGUUUCCUUAGAUAGUUUUACUUCUCCUCCUCCAGAUCUCUCCGGCAGCCCCCUAAGCAUUGAUGUGGGUCUCUGCCGGGCCCACUGCAGGGGACCCCGCCGCAGGAACCUCCACCUUUCCGACUUCCCGGGACUCUCCAAACCAUCUUCCAUGCUGGACUUCCUGAGAGCCAAGAAGGUAAGGAGAGGCCGGUCUCUGCAGACAGAGGGGGCCGACCCACCUCGCCGGGGCGUUGUGCAAGAGGAGGGGUUCUUGCGACGGCCAGAAGGGACGGAUUGGGACGCCUUCCCGGACAGGUCCUGCCCGGCGGGCUCCCGUUGCGAGGCCAGCCGGCUCCGGGUGGAGGAGAUCUCGCUGCUGGAAGGGGUCCGUCAGGUGGAGGUGACCGAGGGCUGCCACUGCGCCCCCCAACCCCACAAGUGCAUCCGGGCUCCGGCCCCCAAAACCUUCUUCCCCGACUCCCCCCAGGAACGGACAGUGGACGUUGGCAGGUGCUCCGGGCCAAUGGGCACCAGAGGUGAGCAAAAUAAGUGGGUGGGUGGGCUCUCCGCCGAGCUCAUUAAUGUUCCUUUCCCUGCGCGCACAAAGGUUUCUUUUGCAGCCGCUGGAAGCAAACAGAGCAAAGAGCUUUCAAACAGAGGCAGGAAGGCUUUCUGCUUGAGCCAUCGAUUUCUGUCCUCCUUGUGGCCGGGGUUAGGCUGGAUGACCCCCCCAAGGAACCCCUCCCUACUCUGUCAUUCUGUGACUCCUCUGAAGCAAAAUCAAGCCAAGUCACUAGUCCUUAGGGCUCCGAAAACAGACGGGCUCCUCUGCGUCCCCACCCAUUUUGACAUGGUUCUGCUCGAGGGUCCGAACGGCCACCAGGCCAUCCGGACGCUGGAGCGCUGUGGGCAGAGAGCGGCCUGCUACCGGGUCCCUCACAUCCGGUCCUACCUCGAAAUCGUGGCCGACGGCACCGCGGAGAAAUUGCACAAACGGAUCAAGGAAAUCGAUGUUGGACGGUGCUUAGGGAGAUGCCCCGGCCUCCUCCUGGACAAUACCUGCCGGCAGAGGGACCUGCUGAAGCCGGACAAUGAUUUAUUCCAGGCAGAAGAGGGGGUCUCUGGCCACUGCACCCCACGCCGGUACGAGACCCACACUUUCCGGAGCCAGGGUGGGCAGCUUCGCACCGUCUUGUCUGUCCAGACCUGCGGAUGUGGGAUCUGAAACGGCCUCCAGUGGGCACUCCAAAGCCUAUCGUGCACAGACUGAAGUUAAAAAAAUACAGUGGCCGUUCCCCCCCUCCCGAGCAGA
Molecule: messenger RNA, 1498 nt
Organism: Pogona vitticeps (central bearded dragon)
Lineage: Eukaryota; Metazoa; Chordata; Lepidosauria; Squamata; Agamidae
Source: RefSeq, a predicted model, not a curated record